AUUUAAGUUCCCAUUGACAGACAAACAUUUCACGAUAGUUUUUGGGGGUUUUUAUAAAUUGAGAGCAAAGAUCUGCAAUCGACAAUGACGACCAUUGAAGCGCACCCCGUCGUAGACGCUGACGAUAACCAUUCUGACGCAGACUCGUCACUUGGUGCGGAUAAUGCGUCCUCGACAGACAGCUUGAGAAGCUCAAUCCUUGAUUUCCGUCAAGAAAAUGGAAGAACAUAUCAUGCUUUUCGAGACGGCAAAUACAAUCUCCCGAACGAUGAUGAGGAGAACGAAAGAUUAGAUCUGCAACAUAACUUGUUCUUGCUUACUCUUGAUAACAAGCUCGGUCUGAGCCCUCCUAAUCUUCCCGACUCGAAGGUUAAGCGUGUCCUCGACGUUGGCACUGGAACCGGUAUCUGGGCGAUUGACUUUGGCGACGAGCAUCCCGAGGCAACAGUCAUUGGUGUUGACCUCUCACCGAGCCAGCCAAGCUUUGUGCCACCGAAUGUUCGCUUCGAGAUCGAUGAUAUCGACGAGGAAUGGACAUACAGCGAACCCUUUGACUUUAUUCACAGCAGAUUCAUGAACUUCAGCAUUCAGAACUGGAAGUCGUACUUCACCAAGAUCUACCAGAACCUGGCUCCAGGCGGCUACGUUGAACUGCAGGAUGUCGAUGUCAUCAUGGGCAGCGACGAUGGCACCCUCAAGGAAGAUCAUACCAUGUACCAAUGGUGCCGACUUCUCGACGAAGCAGCCGGAAAGUUCAACCGCUCGUUCGAACGUACGACUAACUUCAAGGAUAUGCUGAAAGAGGUCGGAUUCGUUGAUGUUGUUGAGACGCGCUACAAGUGGCCUACCAACCAUUGGCCCAAGGACAAGAAGUACAAGGAGCUUGGCCAGUGGAAUAACGUCAAUGCAGCCUCGGCUCUGGAGGCGCUGACUAUGGCGCCUUUUACGAGAGGACUGGGCUGGAGUCGUGAGGAGGUCGAGGUGUUUUUGGUGAAGCUGAGACAGGACUGGAAUAACCCCAAGAUCCAUGCUUAUUGGCCCAUUGGCGUUACUUAUGCUAAGAAGCCCGAAGCGUAGUGCUGGUUACAAGUUUCAGAUCUUCAGUGGAGUUUAGACUGGAUGGAAUGAUUGGCAUUUUACGUAUUAUGAAACUUUGAGGCAGCCCUCUUUUACUCAUCCUUCAAACUGAGUUCAUGGCGAAGUGCCCACCCUGUUUGAACAAGCGGCGUAUUCGUUCUCGGCCGUGUCCUCCCAGUGACGCGUGCAUAUAAUAACUGACAAUAAACAACUAAAAUCCAGACA
This is a messenger RNA of Fusarium oxysporum Fo47, 1302 nucleotides long. RefSeq names its product S-adenosyl-L-methionine-dependent methyltransferase. The coding region runs from base 85 to 1077 and encodes 330 amino acids. The record is from RefSeq and is a predicted model, not a curated record. Lineage: Eukaryota; Fungi; Ascomycota; Sordariomycetes; Hypocreales; Nectriaceae. Gene Ontology annotation, molecular function: methyltransferase activity. The transcript is spliced from 9 exons.